Messenger RNA from Colossoma macropomum (tambaqui), 2685 nucleotides. RefSeq lists its product as uncharacterized. The coding region runs from base 453 to 1415 and encodes 320 amino acids. NCBI's taxonomy places the organism in Eukaryota, Metazoa, Chordata, Actinopteri, Characiformes, Serrasalmidae. The record is from RefSeq and is a predicted model, not a curated record. The transcript has 5 exons.
UGGACCGGGCUGUGCUGGAGCUGCUGGCUGCUCUGCGCUGUUGGCGCUCCGCUCUCGGCCCGAGUGAGUGAACAGAGGCCGUUAUGAGAAUCCGAGCCCGCUGCUGAGACCCUCUGCGAUGGAGACAGUUAUCUUUUUGUUGUGAACAGCUGAGCGCCGUAGGAGUGAGUGAAGGGUGAAACACGUGGCAUAUGAGCUCAGGCAGUGAUAGAGCGAGAGAGAGUGGGAGAGAGAGAGAGAGAGAGAGAGAGAAGAGAGUUGAACUGCGGGUUCAGUCAGAGGAGCCGAGCGCGCUGAGGAGCAGCUCAGUCAAGUCAACGAAAACAGCACUGAAGUUAACUCGGCUAGCAGCUUAACUAGAAACCUACAGAUAAGCGACGGCGUUCUCGGUUCAGGUUAGGUAGUCUUAAGUUAUCUUAGUUAGGCUACUGUUUCUUAUUCCACCGCAAACCAUGAGGGGAACCGUUACCCUGAGCGUCCUGCUCGUCUUGUGCUACAGUUCCUUCACAAGAGGUGACCAUGACACAAGCCCGCCCUUGGCUCCUACCAGCUUUAGCCUGCCAGAAACCUCAUCACCUCCCAUCAACAGCUCCUCUGCUACAGAGCCCAGCUCCCCUGCAAACUCUAUACCUCCACAUCUCAACACCUCCUCGGAGGUAGACAGCAGUGCUGCAGCAGAGCUUUCUCCUAAUGACACCGUCAGUCAGAGUGGAAAUGACGUCACAGACAGCGCCAUCAAAAACAGCACAGAGGCACCAGCCUCUACCACAGCAGCUGCUGGUACUGCAGUCACACCAGUGAACAGUACAAGUGUUUCUGGAAACCUCACGAAAAGCACAGAGGGAUCUGACCUUUCAGCAAGAGAUAACCACACUCUCUCCACCACGACAGCACCCACCACUGCUACCCUGACAAGCACCCAGCCACCCAAAGCCAAGCCCCACUCCAGCACAUCAGCUCCCACCACAGUGUCUCAGACUCUUUCUGCCUCGACAACUUUGUCCCAGAGUACCACUGCUAGCCAAAAGUCAGCAACCACCAGCCCAGAGGCGACAACUGCUCAAACCAAGCUGACAUCUUCAACAGUUACUACUAAAGGAGCAAGUACUACAACCACAACCACCCUUCAGACUACAGAGACCAGCAAGCCCCACAGCAGCACUACAAUCCAGGCUGGAGCUCAUGCAGACACACCCUCUGAGCUGAAUGUCGGAGAUGAUGUUGAAUCCGGUGCUACCAUGGAUCCGCUCUUGGCUGGCCUGGUGUCUGUGUUUGUGGUGACUGCCGCUAUUGUCUCCCUCCUAAUAUUCCUGAAAUUCAGACGCCGUAACGAGCGCCCAGAAUUCCGCCGACUCCAAGACCUCCCUAUGGACGAUAUGAUGGAGGACACCCCUCUCUCCAUGUACAGCUACUGAGCGACUGAGACAAACGCUUAAAGCCUUGAAUGAGACACAGGCCUCCUCUGAGCUCACCUGCCCCGAAUCCCACCAUUCCUUUAUUUCAGAAGAGACGUUUUGUUGUUAAGGGGCCACCGCUUUUAACCUGUCUUUAUUUUUUUAAGGGGGCAUGUCAUGCACUCCUAUUCUAUAAGCGGAAGGUACCUCAAAAUCCUGGGCCAAAGUAAAAUGUUGUUUUUAUUUCUGUUAAAGAAGGAAAAUGAAGGGGAGAGGCUUAGUCCUUUUUAAAUCCCUCACAGUGAGGGUGAUCGAUUCUGCUUAAAUGCACCCCCUAUCAAGAUCCACUAGUUCACUGCCCAUUAGUGACACCCACUGCACAAAUGACAUCAGAUCCAGUCAAAGAACUUGAAUUGUGGUUUAUUUUGUGAAAUGAUGAGCCUAAAGUAAUUAGGGGGAACCAAAUACAAAGACCAAAGGAGAAAUGUGCCUUUAAGACAAAAUAUUAAAGCUCCAGGCCAGAUUUAAGUGGAAUCGGUGUAUUAAAACUAUUCUGUAUGUUUAGGAUUUUUUUCUAAUGUGUGUGUGCUGGUUGCUGUAGAAGUGGCUUUUUAUACACAACUUGUCGGGUAGGAGAUGCAGCGCAAUCUUUGUAGAUUGUUAGGACAGCCAGGGGUUGACCUCAAAUCCUGAUCUUAUUUUAUUACAGCAGACUAAUUUGAAAUGUGUAAAAGGCACACAAGCAUGUAAUUCACAUGCAGUGCAGCUCACAUGUAUAAGCAAAGCUGGUUUAUUCAAUUAAAAGUACACACUUUGAUUUUAAAACAACACCCUGCAAACUUGAUUUGACAUAAAACUGAAGGAAGUUUGGGGGAGGGGUUGGAGUUCGAUGUGCUUCUCAAGUUUACUGUACAACAGGGUCUUCAAAUCCAGACCUCGAGUCCAGUUUCUGGUCCUGGAUUUUGUACUCACUUGUUGUUUAUACCUUACAGUCAACCUGAUAUCAAAAUAGACCAUUUUUUACUUUUUACUGUGUUUUACUUUGAAAUAGAUUACAGGACAAUAAUUAAACAUUCAAAUUCACACUGACUUUAAUGGGGAAUUCCACUGGGUUUUUUUUUCUGCGUAAUUUAAAUAUUGAGAUGUGAACAAAGUCAUUCAGAGUGAUUUGAUGUGAAAUGAUGUCAAACUGUUGAGAAGCUCACCACUCUUUUUUUUUUUUCUUUACAGUGGUGGUGACAAAGCAGGGAUUAUUUAUUUUGCUGCUGUGGGAAAAAAACCUUGUAUCUCC